UCCCAGUUUCCCCUCUUCCUUCUUCAAUUGAAGAGAGAGGGAAAGCAGAAGCAGAAGCAGAAGCAAAAGAGAAAUGAGUGAAACCGAUGAGCAAACAAGAGCUCUACAGGAGCUGUGCUCGAUGUUGACCGACAUCCUCCGAUCACCGCCGCCGCUUCGCCUCUCGUUGAUCCCUCGCCUCUCUCAGCCGAAGAUCUCCCCGGCUGCUUUCGGGCUGCUCUUCAUCGGGAUCUCCGUCGCUCUGAUGCUCUUCAGCUUCGUGGCUUUCGUGGUCGGCAUCACGCUCAUGCCGCUCGUCAUAACGCUCAUGUUUUUCUUUUAUUUUGUCGAAAUUCUCUCCAAUUUGUCCAGAAUCAGCCGCGCCAUCUUCUGGCCUGCACCUCAUUCCUAUAAUUUUGUCUCAGGUUUUCAAACAAGGACACAAUUACCUACAGAAAUCCAAGCCAUCAACUUUAACUCCAAAUUGUGGAAUUAUUCAAGAUAAGAUAUGGUGCGGCCGGCCUAUGUAAGGGUUGGAGAAGAUUCGAGAGCACCAUGUGUUGGAACAUUAAGGAUAUCUUUGUAUGUUUGUCUAUAUCUAAAUCCUCCAUAUUUGGAGACGAUUUAUUUUGUCACCAACUUCCAUUGUAAACAAAAUAAAACAAAUUUGCAUUA
Molecule: messenger RNA, 654 nt
Organism: Salvia hispanica
Lineage: Eukaryota; Viridiplantae; Streptophyta; Magnoliopsida; Lamiales; Lamiaceae
Source: RefSeq, a predicted model, not a curated record